CCACUCGAUCCUCCCAUCGAUCACAAGUGUGCGCUAGCUGCAGCGCUUACGGAUUGCAAGAUGUUUCCCGCGGGCUGGGCCCAGACCAGCCACGCGGACGCCGCCAUCGACGCGGCGCUGCGCUCGGCAGGCGGCGGCACCGGCGGGCCGCCGGCGGCGGGCUCGCUAGACGAGCGCGUCGCGCUGCUGCUGAGCGUCGGCGAGGAAUGGUCCGUCCCGCGUCGGCAUAGUGGCCUUCACCUUGGGAGCCGCCUAGACGCCGCCGCCGAAGCGCACCAGCGACGAUGACACGACGCCCGAUUCCGCGCAGCCAGACGGAGCGGGAGCUCAGGCAGCUGCUCCUCAAGCACGAGCAAACCGGCUUCCGCCUCUACGACGGCUUUGAGCCGAGCGGGCGCAUGCACAUCGCGCAGGGCGUUUUCAAGGCCAUGAACGUGAACCGAUGCCUCGCGGCCGGCGGCACGUUCGUCUUCUGGGUAGCGGACUGGUUUGCGUUGAUGAACGACAAGAUGGGCGGCGACCUCGCGAAGAUCCGAGACGUCGGCAACUACCUCGUCGAGGUCUGGCGCGCGGCCGGCAUGCGCAUGGACCGCGUCGAGUUUCGGUGGGCUUCCGACGAGAUCUGCCGCCGGGGAGAUGAAUACUGGCCGUAGCCCGCAGCGCCGCGCGGCGCCUUCGCCUUGCGCGCUUUUUGGCGAGCGCCGCGACGACGAAAGGGUCGCGCGCGCGGGGGAGAGGGUCGACCGCCGCGUUCGCUCGCUCACCUCCGCGAGCAGGCAAAUGCUCGACGUGGCGCGGCGAUCCACCGUCGCGCGCGUCCGCGACAGUGCGCUGACCCUUCGUACUUUCGCCGGGGGCCCCCGCGCCCUCGACGCCGAUCUGCGUCGGCCGCCAAAAAGUCCGUUCGCGCUACCGUCGCCCGCAGGUCCGCAAGUGCUGCACGAUCAUGGGCCGCGGCGAGGCCGGCCUCUCGGCCGCGCAGAUGCUCUACCCGCUCAUGCAGUGCACCGACGUCUUCUUCCUGCGGGCCGACGUCUGCCAGCUCGGCGUCGACCAGCGCAAGGUUCGUCGUCCGGCGUACCUCGUGGCAACCUUUUGUCUCCGCAUGAGUUUUUGGUGCUCAGGUCAACAUGCUCGCGCGCGACUACUGCGACGCGGCGGGCCGCAAGAAGGGCAAGCCCAUCAUCCUGUCGCACCACAUGCUCUACGGCCUCAAGGCCGGCCAGGCGAAGAUGUCCAAGUCGGACCCCGACUCGGCCAUCUUCAUGGAGGACUCGACGGCCGACGUCCGGCGGAAGAUCCGCGGCGCGUACUGCCCGCGCACGGCCGACGCGGCCGUCGCGCGCGACGCGGAGAUGCAGCUCGCGGCGGACGACCUGAAGAACCCGUGCCUCGACUACGUGCGGCACGUGGUCUUCGCGGCGCCCGGCGCGACGUUCGCGGCCGGCGGCGCGACGUUCGCGAGCGCCGACGCCGUGCGCGACGCCUUCGUCGGGGGCGCCCUGUCGGAGGCGGACCUCAAGGACGGCCUCGCGGACGCCGUCGACGCGCUCCUGGCGCCCGUGCGCGCGCACUUUGAGCGCGACGCGCGCGCCGCCGCGCUCCUCGCCCGCGUGCGCGCCUACAAGGCGCGGCCCGACGCCGCGGCGCCGGCCUGGGCCGCGCCGGCGCAGGCGUCGCGGCGGCGCGCGCUCGCGGCCGCCGCCGACGUCGCCGUCGGCGACGCCGCGCGCGUCGUCGUCGCCUUCGCGCCGGCGCCGCGCCUCCAGUGCCCGCUCGCCGACGCCGCGCGCCACGCGCGCGGCCUCGCCGACGCGCUUCGCGCCGACGCCGGCGCCGUCGGCGUCGUCUACUGCUCCGACUGGGCGGCGCUCGCGGUCGACGCCGCGGGCGCGGACGCCAAGGCGAUCGCCGCGUGCCACCGCCGCUACGUGCGCGCGGUCCGCGCGCUCGCGGACCUGUACGCGCCCGGCGUGGGCGCGCGCGUCGGCGCCGUCGCGCAGUCGGCCGUCGCGCUCGCGCGGCCGUCCGACUACUGGAUCGACGUCAUCGCCGCCGGCCGCCGCGUCCGCCUCGCCGACGCGCAGCGCGCCGCCGGGCAGCGCGCCGACGACGAGGGCGCGCGCGUCGGCGCCGUGGUCGCCGCGCUCAUGCGCUGCGCCGACGUCGCGGCGGCGUGCGCGGACGUCGUCGUCGACGACGGCGGCGCCGGCGGCGCGCUCGCGCUCGCGCGGACGUUCUGGGCCGAAGACGACCGCGGCGGCGCCGCGGCCUACGCGCCGCCGCGCGUCGCCGCCGCCGCGCCGCCGCCGCCGCUGACGCUCGACGCGGCCGCGGCCGCGGCCGGCGACGAGAACGCCGCGUUCUGGGUCGGCGACGGGCCCGACGCUGCCAAGCGCAAGCUGAAGAAGGCGUUCUGCGAGCCCGGGAACGCCGACGCGAACCCGCCGCUCGCCCUCGGCGCCGCGCUCGUCGAGAGCGGCCUCGUCGCCGCGCUCGCCGUCGCCCGCGCGCCCGAGAACGGCGGCGACGCCCGCUACGGCGCGGACGACCUCGACCGCCUCGUCGCCGACGUCGCCGCGGCGCGCCUCCACCCGGGCGACCUCAAGCCGGCCGUCGCCGCGGCGCUCCGCGAGAGCGUCCUCGCCGCCUCGGCGGCCGCCGCCGACUACCCCGACGCGAAAAAGGACGCCGCAUGCCUCAAGGCCCUCGCGAAGAAACUUGCCCGGGCGAAGAAGUCGUCGUAG
Messenger RNA from Pelagomonas calceolata, 2747 nucleotides. NCBI's taxonomy places the organism in Eukaryota, Pelagophyceae, Pelagomonadales, Pelagomonadaceae. The record is from the annotation of a GenBank genome assembly.